CCUCGGGCCGCGCCUCUCCGCGGGUAGGUCCAAGAGCUCCGCGGCCCGCACGCAUCCCAGGCCCACGCGGAAGAAGAUGUACCAGGCGACCCAGCCCAGCGCUCCCCGCACACCUGCUCGCAGCUCGAAACGUUGACCUUGAAGAUGGUGAGUAGCCAGCCAAAGUACGAUCUAAUACGGGAGGUAGGCCGAGGUAGUUACGGUGUUGUGUAUGAAGCAGUCAUCAGGAAGACGUCUGCACGGGUAGCAGUGAAGAAAAUUCGUUGUCAUGCACCUGAAAAUGUUGAACUAGCCCUUCGUGAGUUCUGGGCACUAAGCAGUAUUAAGAGCCAACAUCCAAAUGUGAUUCACUUGGAGGAAUGCAUCCUACAAAAAGAUGGGAUGGUGCAGAAGAUGUCCCAUGGUUCUAAUUCUUCCCUUUAUCUACAGCUUGUAGAGACUUCAUUAAAAGGAGAAAUUGCCUUUGAUCCCAGAAGCGCCUAUUACUUGUGGUUUGUGAUGGAUUUUUGUGACGGAGGAGAUAUGAAUGAGUAUCUGUUGUCUAGGAAACCCAAUCGUAAAACUAAUACCAGCUUCAUGCUUCAGCUGAGCAGUGCCCUGGCUUUCUUGCAUAAAAACCAGAUCAUCCAUCGAGAUCUCAAGCCUGAUAACAUCCUGAUUUCUCAAAGCAGGCUGGAUACCAGUGACUUGGAACCCACACUGAAAGUGGCCGAUUUUGGUUUAAGUAAAGUUUGUUCGGCCUCUGGGCAGAACCCAGAAGAACCUGUCAGUGUAAACAAGUGUUUCCUUUCCACAGCAUGUGGAACAGAUUUCUACAUGGCUCCUGAAGUAUGGGAGGGACAUUAUACAGCAAAAGCUGACAUCUUUGCUCUGGGGAUUAUCAUCUGGGCCAUGCUGGAAAGGAUCACAUUCAUAGACACAGAGACAAAGAAGGAACUCUUGGGGAGUUAUGUAAAACAAGGAACUGAGAUCGUGCCUGUAGGAGAGGCACUUCUGGAAAAUCCCAAAAUGGAACUUCUCAUUCCUGUGAAGAAAAAGUCAAUGAAUGGGCGAAUGAAACAACUGAUUAAGGAAAUGCUGGCUGCAAACCCUCAGGAUCGUCCAGAUGCUUUUGAACUAGAACUCAGAUUAGUGCAAAUUGCAUUUAAAGAUAGCAGCUGGGAAACGUGACCCACAUGUAAUUUGCAAAUAUCUUGGAUAAUGUGCUGCUUCUGUUUUAACAGUGAUGCAACAUUAUAUGGCUGAAAAAGAAUAUAAAAGGCUAAACUCCACCUUUAAGGGUUUAGAUUUAUUGUGGGGUGUUUUUUUUUUUUCCCUCAUUUUUCUUAAGUCCAGGAUGGCCAUUUAAUCAUUAGUAUGUUUUAAAUGUAUAUUACCAAUGUGGGUGUAAAUUUUUUUAAAUGAUCAUUGGUAGAAGUUUGGCAGGAAAAUUCUCUAAGAGCCAAGAAAAGAAGAGUGUCCAGUUUUCUUGAAAUAUGUCUCUAAGUAUUUUAGACAUUCCUUGUCAGUAUUAGGAAUUUCCACGGAAGAAGAGGUUUGCGUGCUGGUAAUGCAACCUUUGAAGCUUUGUAAAGGAAACAUAUAUGUAUAUAUUUAUGUAUAUGUAAGUAUGUGAAUGUGCAUUUUGCAUUCCAUAUGAAGAAAUGCCACUUCUGUUUAAAUUAUUUGAUGUAGGUUUGGGUUUUUGAGAUUUGCUGGUGAAAUCAGCGAUGGAAAAUAAAAGAACCUUCCCUCAUCUUCCUACCCUGUCCCUCCCUCUAAUGAAAUUGUACUAAGUUUUUUAUUUUUAUAAUAUUAUACAGCUUUUUUUAAAAACAAAACAAAACAUGAUUUUGGAGAGUCUAAAAUUAACUGAUUAAAUAUAAAUCAAAUUAAGUUAUCCAAAGCUGCUGAAGUAUGUUUGAGCUCUCCAGUGCCCUAUAGUUACUGCAAUUGAAUUAGUCGUGUAGUUACAGGUUGGCAAAGCCAUUAAUGAUUCAGUCAUACCUUCUUUAUGUAGCCAAACAUUCAGUUAAUCCACUGCACUGGGACAUGUCUGCACUUGAGCAUCUACAAUCUGAUAUAAAUCUGAACGCAAAAUUCUUCUGUUUCUGAAAACUUUGCUAUAUAUGAACUAUAAUACUUGAUAUUUUAAUUUUUGGCUUUAAGACUCUGUCCAAGCUUUAGCAUAAAGUUGAAAAAACAACAAAUGAGCUCUACCCUCACAUUGCCUGCCCUGAUAUGGUCUCUUGUUUUAUCACUGGAUUUCCUUUCAUUUUGGCACUGAUGCUGUUUUCUCUUGUCUAAUUUAAGACAGUGAUAGUAGUGAUCUGGUUGUCUUACAUGUUGAUCGCCUUUUUCUAAAGUGAGAGGUGAUACUUAUACAGAUUGACAAAUGGAUAAAAUACUGUGUCAUCAGUAUCUUUCAAAUAGAAAAAUUACCCGUUUUAUACAGUCAUGUAGUAUUAUUCCUCAAGUUGGCUUUAUUUUAACCCUGUAUGGUUGUCUCAAAUUUAUUUUCCUGUAAAUGAAGAUAGUUCAAAUCUAAGAAAAGAAUGCUUUCCUAAAACAGAACUUUAGCCUUUAAGGUUAGAUAGACUUUAAAGUCAUUGUAUCUAGGUUAAUCUUUAUAAAGCACUAGAAGCUAUGGCCAAAAGGCAAGCAAAAUGAUAGUUUUAGAUUAUUGAAAAAAUUGAUAGUUUACAUAGUCUCCUGAGCUUUUUUGAACUUUCACCACUUUUGAAAUAUUGCCAUUGUAUUUUUUUCCUCUUUUAAAAUGUGUUCAGAGGCCUAUUGACAGUAAAACAACACAAAAAAAAUUGCAGUACAUAAAAUUUCUGGUCUAUGUGUUACUUGGUCCAGAAGUUUACAAUUUGAACUGACAGGAUAUAUUGAAAUAAAGCCUCCUAAGUUUUUAAAAAAAUCACAUACUUUUAACAUUGCUUUCAAGCUAAUAAAUACAAGAAUUCUUCUGGAAAUUAGAAGUGGAAAUACAAUGGAACCUCAUAAUAAUGUGACCUUCUGAAUCACCAAAUUAGUGAAAUACAGAUAGGUCCAGGGGGAUUUAGUUACUGUAAGUAAGAAAAAGCGUCAUAAGAAUGGGGCACUUCGGCAGCAAUUCAUAGGUGAUGGUAUGCCAGUACUUCUUUUGUUCUUCAAAUAUCUAUGUGCUUGGAGCCAUGGCUUCCUAAGUAUCCUGCCUCAUUUAAAAUACUUAAUUAUCAUUUAUUUUGAAAGAUUUUACCUGUAAAGUGAAAUUCCUUUGUUAGGGAGGGAAGGAUGUGAGGUGAUCAAGAAGUCUCUUCUGGAAUUUUCUCAAGUCCUUAUUGUUUAAAAUAGCCUAUAAUACUAAGCAAAAUGAUAGUAAAUUCUUUGUCUUUCUUUGUUCUUUCAGUCAGAAAAUAUUAAGUACCUACUGUGUGCUCAGCACUAAAUGUCAGUUGCUAAAAUGACAUUUAGCCACAGGCCUUCUCCAGCCAGAAGAGGAAGAUGAUAGGUGAUAAUUGGAAAUUCCUGAAUAAUUGCUAGGGGAAAAAUGAAGCAAGAAUUGGUAUACAGUGCCUUGCCCAUAAUAGGUACUCAAUAAACAAUUAUUCCUCAUAGUAGAGUCUCUUGCCAUGGGUAACAGCGUUUUAUGAAAUUUGUCUUAAUUAAUAAAAGACCAAAUAUUUUAAAUGAGCUUAUAGGCAGCUGUGGCCAGUUAAAAUAUGGGGUUGUACAGUUAGUUCCUAGAAUGUUAUUUUGCACUAGUUGUCACUUAGAAAGAGGGGUUCCUGUAGAUUUUUGGUGCUAAGGCAUACUUUGUCACUAUGAUAAAGUAAGUGUUAAGUGUCAGAUAAAUAGCACACUGAAUAGUUCUUUCUGCUGGACUGUUUUUUCUCUUUGUUGUUCUUGUUGUUUUUAACUGUAAAAUAUUUUACCAAUCAAACUAUUGUAGCAGCUACAAAAUAAUUCACCAGCAUGACAAAAUAGUCAAAAAAGUAAGUCAUCAGCACUUCAGAAAUGAAAGCAACUUUUGAAAUUUUCUUUUAAAAUUGUCAAAUAUAUUUUAUGAAGAAUUUAUAAAAGGGGGGAAAUGAUUGUAAUUUAUUGUUCAUGACAGUUGUUUUUUGUUUUGUUUUUUUUUUAAAUAAAGUGAGUUUCAACAACAACAAAAAUUCCUGAAAAUUCUACAUUGCUGCUUUGGUGGCUCUGUGAGUAGUUCUGUGGUGCUUUAGUUUGUGAAUAUAAAAUAGGGGGUAUAAAAUUUGAAACUGAAUUUUUUGCCCUAUUUAUUCAAUGAUAAUUUCUUUCUAAAAUAGAAUUUCAAAAUCUUUGCC
Molecule: messenger RNA, 4298 nt
Organism: Choloepus didactylus (southern two-toed sloth)
Lineage: Eukaryota; Metazoa; Chordata; Mammalia; Pilosa; Megalonychidae
Gene: PDIK1L
Product: PDLIM1 interacting kinase 1 like
Exons: 3
Coding region: 145-1170 (341 amino acids)
Biological process (GO): protein phosphorylation
Molecular function (GO): ATP binding; protein kinase activity
Source: RefSeq, a predicted model, not a curated record